Xylona heveae TC161 is the source of this 2471-nucleotide messenger RNA. RefSeq names its product peroxisomal copper amine oxidase. Bases 165 to 2213 code for a protein of 682 amino acids. NCBI's taxonomy places the organism in Eukaryota, Fungi, Ascomycota, Xylonomycetes, Xylonales, Xylonaceae. The transcript has 6 exons. Gene Ontology annotation, molecular function: primary methylamine oxidase activity; copper ion binding; quinone binding. The record is from RefSeq and is a predicted model, not a curated record. Gene Ontology annotation, biological process: amine metabolic process.
GGAGAACGGGGAAGUGUUCGACCAAAGAAGUGUUCUUGUACUACAUGCUUUCCUACAGAGCUCCUAUUCACGUUUUAAUUCUCAUUGAGAAGCCCAAAGAGUAGGAGGUAAACGUCCAAUUGCUCUGUGACGACUCUCGGUUCUUUGUUAUUCAAUACAUACAAAUGGCUACUCUUCACCCUCUUGACCCUCUCACCACCCAGGAAAUCGAAAAGGCAGUGGGCUUAGUGAGAAAGGCUCAUGGAUCUCUUCACUACAAUGCCGUCACCCUCUGGGAGCCUCGCAAGGCCCAGUUGAUGGCCUGGCUGGCUGACCCAGAGAAGGACCCUCGUCCUCACCGAGUGGCCGACGUCGUGGCCAUUGGAAAGGGUAGCAAGGUCUACGAUGGCCUCGUUGAUCUGAACGAGGAGAAAAUCAUCAAGUGGGAACUCACAGAGGAUGUGCAGCCUCUGAUUACAAUGGAGGAUUUACAGAUUGUCGAGCACGUCGUUCGAAAAGACCCCAAAGUCAUUGAACAGUGCGAAAUCCUUGGUAUCCCCAAGGAGGAUAUGCACAAGGUUUAUUGUGAUCCUUGGACAAUUGGAUACGAUGAGCGAUUCGGCAGAAAGAUCCGCCUGCAGCAGGCACUUAUGUACUAUCGGCCACACAUCGACGACAGCCAGUACACCUACCCUCUAGACUUUUGUCCAAUUUUCAACGCAGACACGCAUGAAAUCAUUCACAUCGAUGUGCCUCCGGUUCGACGGCCCUUGAGCAAGGCCCCACCGAACAACUAUCACCCCGCUUCAAUUGAAGAGAAGGGUGGCUAUCGAACUGACCUUAAGCCUCUCAACAUCACUCAGCCUGAAGGCGUGUCCUUCAAACUCGACGGCCGAACUAUUGAUUGGCAGAAAUGGAAAUUCCAUGUCGGUUUCAACUAUCGUGAGGGUAUUGUGUUGAGCAACGUCACUUUCAAUGAUAAGGGCGAGGACAGACCAAUCUUUUGGAGAAUCUCCUUGACCGAAAUGGUUGUUCCAUAUGGCAAUCCGGAUCACCCCCACCAGCGCAAACACGCUUUCGACCUUGGCGAGUACGGUGGUGGCUACAUGACAAACAGCUUGAGCCUGGGAUGUGACUGCAAAGGCGCGAUCCAUUACAUGGAUGCUGCCUUUGUGAACAAAGCCGGCGAGAGCUACGAUAUCAAAAACGCAAUAUGCAUACACGAGGAGGAUGCAGGCAUUCUCUUCAAACACACUGAUUUCCGAGACGAAUCUGUAAUUGUCACUCGUGGAAGAAAACUUGUCAUCUCGCAGAUUUUCACCGCCGCCAACUACGAAUACUGCGUAUACUGGAUUUUCCACCAAGACGGAACAAUUCAACUCGAGAUCAAAUUGACUGGUAUCCUGAAUACGUAUGCCAUGAACCCUGGCGAGGACACCAAGGGCUGGGGCACCGAAGUAUACCCCGGAGUGAACGCCCACAACCACCAACAUCUCUUUUGCCUGCGGCUGGACCCUAACAUUGACGGCCCGAACAAUACCGUCUUCCAAACAGACGCUAUGAGAGGCGCUGGAGAAGUCGGCAGCGCCGAGAACAAGUACGGCAAUGCUUUCUACGCGCACAAAACUCCGUACAAGAAGGUGUCAGAGGGUAUUGCCGACUACGACGGCAGCACAAGCAGGACGUGGGAUAUGGCUAACACGAACAAGCUGAACGCUUACAGCCAUAAGCCUGUCAGCUAUAAGCUCGUGAGCCGAGAGGUCCCGCCGCUCCUCCCCAAGCCUGGAGGUCUGGUCUGGAAGCGCGCUGGCUUCGCCAGACACGCUGUUCACGUUACGCCAUAUGACGACGAGCAAAUCCAUCCUGCUGGCCGCCACGUGCCUCAGACGUCGGGAGAGCCGUCCAAGGGGCUGCCCGAAUGGAUUGGAGACGGUAGCGCCAGCAUCGACAACACGGAUGUCGUGCUCUGGCAUACCUUUGGCCUCACGCACUUCCCUGCACCGGAAGAUUAUCCCAUCAUGCCCGCAGAGCCCAUGACCUUGCUUCUCCGGCCCCGUCACUUCUUCCUCCGAAACCCAGCCCUGGACGUUCCCCCCAGCUACGCCAGAACGCCGAGCCAAAUCAAGGGCCUAUCAAACGGCGUCACGGAUGCCACGGACAAGAUGAGCACGUUGGCUUUUGAACCCACCACUAAUGGAGCAAAGACUAACGGCUCAUGUUGCAAUGGAUCAUAAGAGGUUUUUUCUAAACGCUUUUCAUUACUUAAUUUGAGGAGCUUUUAUUUUUCUCAGGAUCCUCUGUUUCAGCGAUUUCAUAAAGUUAUGACAUGUACAUAGACCAUUUUACGCAUAUUUACCGCAUUCUAUGAUUCAAUAUUAUUAUUUUUUGGAUAAUUUCCACAGGGGCGAAACAUUAAGCAGUGUUUUGUGACACCAAUCAUCAGACCUGGGAAUGAUGUGAUUACAAACCCAGAAACCACGAGAUGAGCAACA